AUGGAACCAGCGGAGCUCCCAACAUGGAACCUAUUCGUGGAUGCAUCGUCAGAACAGAUUGGCUCUGGAGCAGGAGUUGUUUUGGAAAGCCUAGAGGGCCAUAAGCUAAAUUGUGCAAUCAGGUUGGGCUUCAAAGCCUCGAACAAUGCUGCCGAGUAUGAGGUCAAUGGAAAGUUUGCAGCUAAGGACAGUAGCAUGGCCGCUUAUUUGAAAUUAGUGCUGAACCUUGUCUCCCACUUUGAAAGGUUUGAACUGAUUCACGUCCCACACCUCAAGAACACACAUGCAGAUGCCUUGUCCAAGCUGGCCAGUAGCAAGGACUCCGAGCUACUAAAAAUUGGUCCAAUUGAACGCUUACCAAAGCCUUCCAUCUCUGGAGGUGAAGAGGUAUGUUGGAUCGAAGGUACCCCACUUUGGAUGCAACCCAUCAUAGUCUAUCUUAGAGAUCAAUUAGUGCCAGCCUCCAAGAACAAGGCGAAGAAGUUGAGAAGAAAGGCUAUUCACUUCAUUUUCCAGGAUGACGUGCUUUACAAAAGAGGCUUCGCCUCACCGUUUCUCCGAUGUAUGCGAGGGGAAGAAACCAUAUACAUACUAAGGGAGAUCCAUGAGGAAGUCUGUGGUACCCACUCCAGAGGAACGGCUCUGGCACACAAGCCCCUGGUCGUUCACAAGUGGGGCAUUGACCUCAUCGGGCCCCUCCCAAAAAGAAGAGGAAGUGCUACCUUUGAUGUUGUUGCCAUUGACUACUUUACCAAGUGUGAUAUGACCCAGGAGUCGAGCCUGACAAAGGCAAGUACGAAACGAGACCCGUUGAUAGUAGAUGGCGGACCAAUGAUGCGAUCGAAGAUGAAACGAGUCAACGAGGCGAUGGACCUGAUACAGAGGUUUGAACUGGUACUUGGUGGUGUUAAGGAGAAGGUGGAUAGGCAAGGGGAAUGGAUGGCGCAAAUAGGUACCAUAAUCACUAAUCUUAGCCGGGAACAAGUGGAGAUGUCUAAUGUUAGGGGGUCGUGUAGGCGUUUCAUAGUCAACGUUGCUACGAGGUUCGCAUCAAAGUGGGUCGGGGCUAAACCUCUAGCCAAAUUCACCGAGGUGAAUACUACUAAAUUCGUCUGGAAGCACAUCAUUUGCAAGGUCGACAUUCCCUACUCCCUGGUGUCCGACAACAGAAGACAGUUCAAUAAUAGGAAGAUGCAAGAUUUGUACGAUGAACUAGGCAUAAGGAAGGACUUUUCAACACCUCAUCACCCCCAAGCGAAUGGGCGAGUUAAGGCAGUAAACAAGAUGAUCAAGUACACCCUGAAAAGGAAACUUGAUGCCUCGAAAAGAGCAUGGGUCGAUGAGCUUCCCUAUGUCCUCUGGGCUAUAUGCAGAACUAGCCAAACCGCAACAGAAAAAACUCCUUUCUCCAUGACCUACAGAUCCAAAGCCAUGAGUCUGGUCGAGGUUGGAGUCCCAUCGUAUCGUCGCAUACACUUUAAUAAGGUCAGCAAUGACGAGGCUCGAGUGUGUGAACUCCACCUCCUAGAAGAGAAAAGGGAUAUAUCUCAAGUCAAACUUGCUAUAUAUCAAAGGAAAAUUACCCCCUAUUAUAACUCAAAGGUCAAGAACCGAACUCUACGUUUGGGCGACCUAGCACUCCGAAGGGUGUUCCCAUCAUCGAAGCAAACAAGCUCCAGAGUGCUUGGAUCGAACUGGGAAGGCCCAUAUCGCAUCGUCAAAAAGUCCCGACCCAAAACUUAUGAAAUUGAAGAUAUAUAG
Messenger RNA from Olea europaea var. sylvestris, 1761 nucleotides. RefSeq lists its product as uncharacterized. Gene Ontology annotation, molecular function: nucleic acid binding. The record is from RefSeq and is a predicted model, not a curated record. Gene Ontology annotation, biological process: DNA integration. The coding region runs from base 1 to 1761 and encodes 586 amino acids. Lineage: Eukaryota; Viridiplantae; Streptophyta; Magnoliopsida; Lamiales; Oleaceae. The transcript is spliced from 5 exons.